Messenger RNA from Oryza sativa Japonica Group (Japanese rice), 1551 nucleotides. RefSeq lists its product as uncharacterized. Gene Ontology annotation, molecular function: S-adenosylmethionine-dependent methyltransferase activity. The record is from RefSeq and is a predicted model, not a curated record. Lineage: Eukaryota; Viridiplantae; Streptophyta; Magnoliopsida; Poales; Poaceae.
UCCCCAACAGCUCACGCCGCACAACAAAAAUGAAACGAAACGAAACGAAACAAAUCCACCGCCACCGAACGGACGCCAUCACGCCGCGCACCGGACGCGCCGCGCCGCGCCGCCUCCGCCAUGCCCGCCGCCGACGCCAAGCCCCGCCUCCACCUCCACCUCCCCCGCUCCCUCCUCCUCCUCCUCAUCCCCUUCCUCUCCCUCCUCCUCCUCUACUCCUACUCCUCCUCCCCUCCUCCUCCUCCCGUCGCGUUCGCCGUCCCGCUCUCCCCGACCCCGCCCUCGCCGCACAUCCGCAUGCGCCGCGCGGGGUUCCGCUCCUACGAGGACUACCUCCGCCACCAGCUCAACAAGACGCUCGACCCGCGCCUCCGCCGCGUCUGGGCCACCCGCGACUGGCACCGCAAGGUGGACGCCUUCGCCCGGGCCUUCGCCGCGCUCCUCCGCGACGACGGCGGGGGGAAGCUCCUCUCCAACGCCUCCCGCGCGCUCUGCGUCGGCGCGCGCCUCGGCCAGGAGGUCGCGGCGCUCCGCCUCGUCGGCGUCCGCGACGCCGUCGGCAUCGACCUCGCCCCGGCCCCGCCGCUCGUCGUCAGGGGCGACUUCCACGCGCAGCCGUUCGCCAACGACACCUUCGACUUCGAGUUCUCCAACGUGUUCGACCACGCGCUCUACCCGGGCCGCUUCGUCGCCGAGAUCGAGCGCACGCUCCGCCCCGGCGGCGUCGCCGUCCUGCACGUCGCGGUGCACCGCCGCGGCGACAAGUACUCGGCCAACGAUCUGCUCGACGUCCACGGCCUCGUCGGCCUCUUCCGCCGCUCCGACGUGGUCAGGAUCUCCAAGGUCGACGCCUUCGGCCUCGACACCGAGGUCAUCCUCCGCAAGAAGAGGUCUUCACCCUAACCACCACCACAUCCACAUGCAACUCUCUCAAUUCUCCACACACAAUUCAACUCUCCAAACAGAAAAAGGAACACAAAUUUUCUUCCAAUUUCCACUCCGAUUUUUUUGGGUUCGAUUUGUUCUUUGCAAAUGCUGCAAGUGUAGUUAGUUAAUUAGGUAGGCGAUUAUUUUCUACUAGGACAUGCAUGCAUCGUAGGCAACAAGUUACUAAAAAAACUGAAAAUUUCCCGGUUAAAAGAAGUGAAAGAAGAAAGUUAAAAAGAUUAGUAGUGAUUUGGUUGUCACUUUCCCUUCUUUUCUUGAUCACUUUCACCAAUUGUUCUUCCCUUUCUCUUUUAUCCUUGUCCACUUUACGGAAAGAUUCUUUGAUUGAUUUGGGUGGGGGUGUGUGAUCAGUAGCUGUACUAAUCGAGUAUAUCGGCGGCAUAACUGUGUCCGUGCACUGCACAUCAGCUAGAAUAAUACUGUCAUUGACAUUUGCAGCUGAGACAUUGAUGUGGAUGCCGUAGCUGUUGUUGAGUUGUAAUGUGGGGGAUAGUACGUUGGAAACUUGGAAUUUUGCAGGAAUGUAUGGAUCAUGUAUAUUCUCUUUGUUUUAUGUAUAAAGAGAGAGAGAAAAAAAUCCCAUCUUAUGUUCAUUUUCUGCAA